Molecule: messenger RNA, 2035 nt
Organism: Juglans regia (Persian walnut)
Lineage: Eukaryota; Viridiplantae; Streptophyta; Magnoliopsida; Fagales; Juglandaceae
Product: inactive receptor-like serine/threonine-protein kinase At2g40270
Exons: 6
Coding region: 233-1786 (517 amino acids)
Biological process (GO): protein phosphorylation
Molecular function (GO): protein kinase activity; ATP binding
Source: RefSeq, a predicted model, not a curated record
CAGUGUACGCGUUUUCGAACUUUUUAGUGGGCCUAAAUUAGCUUGCAACCACGCGAACAUGGUUUUGGUUCUGAUAGAUAUCCUCUCAAAUUGUAUUUUUUACACAAUUUUUUGUUACGGUCUCUUCAACAAGUUGUGAGCUCCAUUUUGAUGCGAUUAAACUCGGUUUAUGAUCACUCGUGCAAAAGAGUCGUUUGGAAAGGUCGUGUUCGUGAUUGGAUGAGACUUAAGAAUGGAGCAGAACUGGAAACUGGGCCUUUUCGUAGUUGUCGUGGUGAUGUACUUCUUGUGUCAGAGUUUCCAUUGGAGUUGGUGUCUCAACGACGAAGGUUUGGCUCUGCUGAGGUUUAGAGAGAGAGUAGUGAGUGAUCCGCUUGGCGCGUUAUCAAAUUGGAAAGAGGAAGAUGUAGAUGUUGAUCCAUGUUCGUGGUUUGGGGUUGCAUGCUCAGAUGGAAAAGUUGUGGUCUUGAAUGUAGACCAAACUGAAGGGACAGUUCGCAGGAGACUGUCGGAAAACAAAAACAAAACCAAAUCACCACCUCCCCCCUCACCAUCCCCAUCCCCAUCACCUACGCCAAGGCCAGAAAAGCAGCCUCCUGCUGGACAACGUUCAUCUUCUAAAAAAAGUGCUCCACCUCCAUCUUCCUACCCUUCGCUAGCGCCUCCGCCCAGAGAAAGCACCCCGUUAUUGCCGAGAAGCUCCUCUUCAAAUCGUCGCAGAGUUGCAAUAUUGGCUGGAGGAAUAGGGGGCACCAUUCUAAUUUUAGUCAUUGGUGUAUAUCUAUGUAUAAUCAAUAAGGUAGCUACUGUUAAACCUUGGGCCCCAGGAUUAAGCGGACAGCUUCAGAAAGCAUUUGUAACUGGUGUGUCAAAGAUCAAGAGAUCAGAGCUUGAAGCAGCUUGUGAAGAUUUCAGUAACGUAAUAGGUUCUUCGCCAAUUGGUACAUUGUACAAAGGGACACUCUCUAGCGGAGUCGAAAUUGCUGUGGCCUCUGUGGCAGCGCCAUCUGCCAAGGGUUGGUUAAACAGUUUAGAAGCACAGUUUAGAAAGAAGAUUGACACAUUAUCAAAAGUCAACCACAAAAAUUUUGUCAACCUUCUUGGAUAUUGUCAGGAAGACAAACCUUUCACCAGAAUGAUGGUAUUCGAAUAUGCUCCAAAUGGAACACUUUUUGAGCAUUUACACAUAAAAGAGGCCGAACACUUGGACUGGGGAAUGCGAUUGAGAAUUGCAAUGGGAAUGGCCUACUGUCUCGAGCAUAUGCACCAGCUGAACCCACCUAUAGCCCACAACAACUUGAACUCGUCAGCUAUCAGUCUCACUGAGGAUUAUGCGGCCAAGAUCUCGGAGUUUACUUUCUCGAAUGAGAUAGUUGCAGCUGAGAUAGAAUCAUCUGGAUUAAACAAUUUGCAUACACCAUCAGCAUGCCCGGAAAGUAAUGUUUAUAGCUUUGGUGUGAUAUUGUUUGAAAUUGCUACUGGUAGGCUCCCUUACUCCGUGAACAAUGCCUCACUUGAAGACUGGGCAUCUGCUUAUUUAAGUGGGGAGGAACCGCUUAGAGAAAUGGUUGACCCAACUUUGACAUCCUUCCAAGAGGAGCAACUGGAGCUAAUAGGUGAAGUGCUAAAAUCUUGUGUCCACCCUGAUUCUAAACACAGACCGUCAAUGAGAGAAGUCUGUGUAAGAUUGAGCGCCAUAACUGGAAUAACGCCUGAAGCAGCGAAUCCAAAACUUUCUCCCCUUUGGUGGGCAGAACUUGAGAUUGCGUCUGCAGAUGCAAGCUAGCUAAAGUAUACAACUUGAAAUUGAACUUCAAAUUGGGAGUUCAUAGAAGGUGAGGCGCUAAAGAAAUGUUGCUUGUACGUUGACAUAGCUUGUAUCUCCCAGAGUAGUAGGAAUUACUUGUACAGAACUCGUGUAUAGGGAAAUCUGGCAAAUCUUUUUCACUGUGAUGUUUUUUGUUUAUAUUUGGUUGUGAAACUAUGGAAGCAAUAAGCACACAAAAGCAUGCAAGUCAAGCUGAUUAAAACCUUC